GGCCCCAAUGCAAGCUUUCUUGCAUGGAAAGUAAUCUGCUUCUUUUGUUGUUGAUAACACGCAAAUGGCCAAUGGUGUUGCGGUUAGGGUCUCCGCCCAGAGCUGCGGUAUCGUUCUCAAGCCUUCUCCCGUCCUCCCUCCUGUGACACUUGCCGCAAACAGCUCUUCUAUGUAUAAAAAUGUGAUUGGAGAAAGAGUUUCCCAGACCUUGAGGUCUUAUAAACGCUCACUUGUAGCACACAAUUCAAUUGUGUCGGAUUACCCCAUUCUGUUAAAUAGCAGAAGUUCACAGGGAUCCCCAAAAGAUCACUUGUUGUCUACAGGAAAUCCAGUCUCUCAAAUUUCUUCAACAUCUAGCCCCUUUUUAGGCAGGGACCAAGGCGUGGUGUCACACACAAACUUUAUUUUACCAAGGCGUAGCAUGUCUCCGAGACCCCAUAAAGUAGCAGCAAGGGAUGUGUUUGGUUUUCACCUACCAGUUAUAACUGAGAAACGAGAAUGCUGGUGGAGGACUUUAGCAUUUAUACCCUACUUAGUAGCUUUGCAGAUAUCUGAUGUUGGAUUUUAUCUCCAACCCUUUACAGAAACACUAUGAGCUUUUGGAAAAUUUGAUUUAUUUUGUUCCAGGAGCCAUUACAAGGUUUCCAAGCCGGUUCACAUUGGUAUGCUGCUAUUUUGCAUAUGUUGGCGUAGUGAAGAAUAAGGAAUGGCCUUACUUCCUUCCGAUUUCACUUGAUGAUGGGCAUGUUUUUGGAAGAAGAUUAUGGUUGAGUCUAUGAAUGAAGGAUGUAGUAGUAUAAUCUGAGAAACUAUUUUAAAAUCAACAGCCUAUUCUCUGUAAUUUAUUUUAAGAAUUUAAAUAUGUUGCAUAAUAUUUUCUAAAGUAAUCCUUUUUGUUGUGGAUUAAAGUCUGUUCUUGGUUUUUUAA
This is a messenger RNA of Mangifera indica (mango), 928 nucleotides long. RefSeq names its product protein TIC 20-I, chloroplastic-like. The record is from RefSeq and is a predicted model, not a curated record. The coding region runs from base 65 to 595 and encodes 176 amino acids. The transcript is spliced from 3 exons. NCBI's taxonomy places the organism in Eukaryota, Viridiplantae, Streptophyta, Magnoliopsida, Sapindales, Anacardiaceae.